CAAGAUGGCCGGCACAAAGGAGAAACUGAUCCACAAUCUGCUGAGCGACCCUCCCUCCUCCCCCACAGUAAGGUCACCAUCGUUGGCGUGGGCGCUGUGGGCAUGGCUUGUGCCAUCAGCGUCCUGCAGAAGGAGAUGGCUGACGAACUUGCUCUGGUUGAUGUGAUGGAAGACAAACUGAAGGGUGAAAUGAUGGAUCUGCAGCACGGCAGCCUUUUCUUGAAGACCCCAAAGAUUGUCUCCAGCAAAGAUUACAGUGUUACAGCCAACUCCAAGCUGGUGGUGAUCACAGCCGGCGCUCGUCAGCAGGAAGGAGAGAGCCGCCUGAAUCUGGUCCAACGCAACGUCAACAUCUUCAAAUUUAUCAUUCCCAAUAUUGUAAAAUACAGUCCAAACGCCAUACUGCUCGUCGUCUCCAACCCUGUGGACAUCUUGACCUACGUGGCCUGGAAGAUCAGCGGCUUCCCCAAAAACCGUGUCAUCGGCAGCGGCUGCAAUCUGGACUCGGCCCGUUUCCGCUACCUCAUGUCAGAGAAACUGGGGAUCAAUUCGCUGAGCUGUCACGGCUGGGUCAUCGGUGAACACGGAGACUCCAGCGUUCCUGUAUGGAGUGGAGUGAACGUGGCCGGCGUGUCUCUGAAGACUCUCAACCCAGACAUGGGCUCUGACUCCGACAAGGAGAACUGGAAGGAAGUUCACAAACAAGUGGUGGACAGUGCCUACGAGGUGAUUAAGCUGAAGGGUUACACAUCCUGGGCCAUCGGCCUCUCGGUGGCGGAUCUGGCUGAAACCAUGCUGAAGAAUCUCAGGCGUGUGCACCCCAUUUCCACCAUGAUCAAGGGAAUGUAUGGCGUGAACGAUGAAGUCUUCCUCAGCGUACCGUCCGUUCUCAGCAAUCAGGGCAUCACAGACGUCAUCAACAUGACCCUGAAGAAGGACGAGGAGGACCGUCUUAAGAAGAGCGCAGACACACUCUGGGGCAUCCAGAAGGAGCUGCAGUUCUAA
Messenger RNA from Staurois parvus, 1005 nucleotides. NCBI's taxonomy places the organism in Eukaryota, Metazoa, Chordata, Amphibia, Anura, Ranidae. The record is from the annotation of a GenBank genome assembly.